Penicillium argentinense is the source of this 423-nucleotide messenger RNA. RefSeq lists its product as uncharacterized. Lineage: Eukaryota; Fungi; Ascomycota; Eurotiomycetes; Eurotiales; Aspergillaceae. The record is from RefSeq and is a predicted model, not a curated record. The coding region runs from base 242 to 382 and encodes 46 amino acids. The transcript has 2 exons.
AUGGCAUGGAAGACCGAUAUGUCACCGGAUAUCCACUCCGUCCCCUAAGAAUGGCAGCGCGACCUGGCCAAGGCUGCGGCGCCCAACACGCGGGGCACCGGCACGUCGUCUCCAGGAGUACCGGAAAUCGAACUACAUGAGGACCGCGAGGUCAUUGUCAAAGUCGGACCAAACCGUGAACAAAUCCGUGGAUUGACGCCAAAGGAUCUGGUUGAACGGGCAGAACGACAAAGGGCGACAAAUGCCCGGCAGAAGAAUUCCGGAGUACUGGCUGGACAAGGCUCAUUCGUCGGAGCCCGAAAAUUGCCCUCGGGCGACGUGGCGAUGGUGGCCAACAGUGCCGCAGGGGCAGAGGUCCUCCGCAAACAUCCCGCGUGGUUGACAGUUUUUGGACCAGGCUCGGCGAUCCAGGAGCCAUUAUAG